AUGAUGAAGCUUCAUCUAUUGGUUGUUUUAUUAUUUGUUGCAAUUCAUGCAGAAGAAACCAAAUAUACUGAUAAGUAUGAUAAUAUUGAUGUAGAUGAGAUUUUACAUAGCGAUAGAUUGUUGAAGAAUUACUUCAAUUGCCUUAUGGAUAGAGGCAGGUGCACACCAGUUGGCUCUGAAAUUAAGAAAAAUCUACCAGACUCGUUGGAAAACGAGUGUCAGAAGUGCAGCGAAAAACAGAAAAACAUCGGCAAGAAAAUCCUGAAAUACAUGAUCGAACAAAAACGUGAAAUGUUCGACGAAGUCGAAAAAAAGUACGACCCAAACGGAGUGUACCGUAAGCGUUACGAGGCUGAUUUAAAGAAAAUCGGUAUAAAGUUGUAA
Messenger RNA from Ceutorhynchus assimilis (cabbage seed weevil), 384 nucleotides. The record is from the annotation of a GenBank genome assembly. NCBI's taxonomy places the organism in Eukaryota, Metazoa, Arthropoda, Insecta, Coleoptera, Curculionidae.